CGCUUUUCGGUGAAAACGCCUGCCACUUUAAACGGAAUAGUACGAAACUCCGUAGAAGCAUGCCGAGACGCAAACAAGAUCGGCCGUUGAGAAUGAAAUGGGAAGAUGGAGGUGGCCAGAAGUUGGAGAUAGCAGGAGGUGAAAGUCCCUCCUCCGGAUGUAAUGGGCAGGACGCUGUCUAUGAUUUAUCUGAACAAUCGGAAACAAACAACCAGUCCACACACUCAAAUGACGUCACUCCUUCCCCCAUGGAGCUAGGGCGGAGCACUCCCAUCGAGCUUAAUGGGAACGAAACCGGCAGUGUUGUUUACUCUUCUAAAGAAAGCAGUUUGGAUUCCACAAGUGGUUGCCAGUCUAGAUGUUUUACUUUAGACGGAAAUUAUUUAGUGACUGGACCAAUGGCAAAAGAUCUACCCCUUGAUUUUAGUCUCCGGAGUCAAAACCAAUCUUCCACCUUAUCCUUAAACUUAUCACCUUGCUCCUUGCUUAAUGGAGUUCCCUCUGAAUCACAGAAUGAACCCCUCGAUCUCUCCGUCCCUAACAGGAGGAAGAGUACAGAAAACUGUUUUCAAGAAUUGAAGUUAGCUCGUGUUGAAACUCCCUCCCCAAUAAAUACUUCAGCAACGAGUUACUCAUCUCUCAAUUUCUCUUCAGAUCAUAUAUCGUGGAAUGAAAAUAUAUCAUAUUUGGAAGGUUCAAAGGCCCCUAGAGUUAAUUCUAGAACAUCUCAUAGUCCAGUGCCAAAACCUCAUCUGCAAACGUCAAGUGCUCAAAGCCAGUUACUAAGUCCUAGCUUCAAUACUUCUAACAUGGCCAAUGCUCUUGACAAGAUGAAUGCAUUAUGUCAUACGGUUACCAAAAUGCAGGGAAUCCGUACAGGAAGUAGACAUAAUCCCUGGAAGAACCAAUGGAUUAAUAAAAUUGUGGAACCAGUGAAAGAGGUAUUCACUUGUGUUUGGUGCAGAGACCCUUUUAAAAGUUUGUCUGAAAUGGCUGUUCAUAUGCAGCAGAGUCCUAAGUGUGGAAUGGCGCCUGUGCCGUCAAUAUCUCCGAACACCAAUAUCUUCGGUGACUCUCCAUCUUCAGUUGCUAAAUGCUCAACUUCCAGUACUGACAACAGUCUGGUAAUAAAAGAAAGCAUGCCACUUCCGCGAAAAUUAGUGAGAGGGCAAGAUGUUUGGCUAGGUAAAGGAGCAGAACAAACUCGACAGAUUCUGAAAUGCAUGUGGUGUGGACAGUCCUUCAAAACUCUGGCAGAUAUGACAAAUCAUAUGCGAGUUACUCAGCACUAUAAUAAUAUUAUUAGUCAAGAACAAAUCAUAUCCUGGAAAGUUCCAGUUGAUAAGGUUACUUCACAGUCGCAGUUAAAUGCCGUAUUGACUUGUAAGGUUUGUAACCAGGUGUUUGGUAGUCUGAAGGAACUGAGCUACCAUAUGAUGAAGAACACUCAUUACAAAGAACAUAUCCUACGUUCUGUCACAGAAGAUGGUGUAAGACGCAAACAAACUAGAGAGAGGAGGAAAAAAUCUCUGCCUGUUAAAAAACUUUUACAGUUAGAAAGAAUGGAAAUGAACAAAAUGAAUGUGUCGAAAGAACAAAAUGAGCAAUCGAAGUCCAAGAGUGAAAAUGUUAGUGGUAUGAUUACAUGUGAAGAAUGUGCUGAAAAAGUAGAAGCCAAAGAUUUUGUAACACAUAUAAAAAACUGUGCCCAGAGCCCCAGAUCGCACCACAUUCUGAAAAAUGCUCUUACUGCAAUGGUUUCUGAGAAUGAGGUGGUAAAAGAAUCAAAAUCAGAUUAUGCUAUAAAAGUCCAGUCUAAUGACGCUACACCUAAAGAAGAAAUGUCUCGCUUUAUCAAAUCGCCAACAUGUGAAAAUUCUGAAAAUAGCACUUCAAAAGAAGAAGACCUUGAAAAUUCUCUAAAUAAUAAAACGUGUAAAAAAAGUGAACCUACUUCUGUGUUGAAUGCGAUUGAAAAAUUAAUAGAAAAGAGUUUCGACAACAGAAGUGUGUUCAGUAAAACUGGUUAUACCGGUAUCUUGCAAAGACUGGGAAUCGAUGUGGAAGCUUAUCCUCCAUGCCAUCCUCCCGAAAAAAGUGGCCAAAAUUCAACAUUUAAAUCUCGAGUCUCAUGUACGGCAACUUCUUCAACCGGAACUACAGUCAAGAAAACAGCUAAUAUAAAUUUAUGUUCCAUAAGUUCAGAGUUUGCUUAUAACCAUAACGUGGUUAACAAUAACGUACAAAAGAGUAGUUUUUCAAUAAAUAAGGAACGAGGAAUUUUGAAUAAAAAGUCUGAACCGUCUUCCGAUAAUACGCAACAUACAUCUUCCUUAUCCUCCACUUCAGAACCGAAAAAUGAUUCCAGUACAUUAAAAUCUUCCAACUCCGAAUUAACACCUUACCAAAACACCUUCUCCGAAGAAUUCGUAGAAGAAGAAAAUCAUAAUAUUUGUUACACAAGAGGACAAACUGAAAGUCCCGUUACCAACCACACCGAUGAUUCUUUUGAUGUUUACUCCGAGGUAGAUCAGUCGAAUACUAUUUCUAAUGCUUAUAAAACUGUUGAAAAUGUAUCUAAGAUAAGUCGUUCUCAGUGCCAAAUGAACGCUAUUAUGUGUAGAAGCGAGGCCGAACCAACAAACAUUUCUUUUCAAGACAAAGGUAAAUCCAGUCCAUCCUUAAGUGAUACUUCUAAAUUAUCUUUGGUAAAUCUUAAUCCAAAAUCAGAAAAAAAUAACUCGCAGCAUUCCAACGAUGUUGAAAAGUCAGCUACUGGCCAUCCUCUUCGAGAACUUCAAAAAUUGUUGGAUAAAACGCAUGACAAUGUUUCACGUUCUGGCAUUCAGUCUCCACCUGGAUCCAUCUUGGCUUUCAGUUGGGCAUGUAAUGACGCCAAAACGUCAGACUCCUUAAUGAAGUGUGCCUUUUGUGACACUCAUUUCAUUUCUAAGGGUGCGUAUAGGCAUCACCUGAGUAAAAUACAUUUUGUGAAAGACGCAAAUAUUCCUGACGUUUCUGGUGGAAAAGUACCAAGUGAACUGAUAUCGGUAACGAAAGAAUCUCCACCACCUUCAAUGAUACCAGAAGAGGAAAGUCCUCACUCUAAGUUCUUAAAAUACACUGAACUAGCUAAACAAUUAUCUAGCAAAUAUAUGUGAGGGCUUGUCGUCCCUUCUGUGAAUAGGAAAUCAUGUCCAGAAACAUUUAAGUUAUAUAAA
This is a messenger RNA of Limulus polyphemus (Atlantic horseshoe crab), 3221 nucleotides long. RefSeq names its product protein tiptop-like. The transcript is spliced from 2 exons. The record is from RefSeq and is a predicted model, not a curated record. NCBI's taxonomy places the organism in Eukaryota, Metazoa, Arthropoda, Merostomata, Xiphosura, Limulidae. Gene Ontology annotation, cellular component: nucleus. Gene Ontology annotation, molecular function: DNA-binding transcription factor activity, RNA polymerase II-specific; DNA binding. Gene Ontology annotation, biological process: regulation of transcription by RNA polymerase II. The coding region runs from base 60 to 3161 and encodes 1033 amino acids.